AGGGGUUGUGUGUGUGUGUGUGUGUGUGUGUGUGUGUGUGUGUGUGAGCAGGAAGCCGUUCUCUCGUCUUUCUGCAGAUUUCGGUUUUGUUUGUAUUUUUCUUUCAUCUCACCGCUCAGAUGGCCACCAAGUACUCGGAGCUGGAGUUGGCCAUCAACACGUUGGUCACAGAGUUUCACAAAGCUGCCGAUAACGGACCGACCUUGAACACAACCCAGUUCCAGACGUUGGUCUCCAAACAGAUGCCUGCCAUCUCCAAGACGGUGGAGAACGAGGAGGGCCUGGGUCAGGUCCUGCAGCACAUGGAGGUCCAGAAUGGGCAGAACAUCUCCUUCCAGAACUUCUGGAAGCUCAUCGACAAGCAGGCCGGACAGCUGUUCAACGCCUUGCCCAAAGACAAGGGCAUCAAGUGCACCUGCCAGCUGCAGUGACACCUGGAGACACACCUGGAGACACACCUGGAGACACAUCUGGAGACACACCUGGAGACACACCUGGAGACACACCAGAGCCUGGAAAUGCCCCAAGUGAAACCAGUUAGGGGCACCACAUGAAGACAAAAACCUUCAGCUGGUUUUUCUUCCAGGUCGUCUGACAAUAUGGAAGACUAAUGACGACUUAUUGAUAAAAAAUUAAAACUGAUUUAAAAAGGGAACAAACCAAAACUGAGAAAUAUAAACAUGGCCUUAAAUCAAACAUAUGAAUUUAAUUUCCUGAACUAAAACAUUUGUUUUAAUAAACAAACAAACAAAAAUAUAUAUAACAUAAAAAAGACACCUUAUAAUUUAAGGAUUAUCUCGAGAACUUUAUUAAAAUUCACCAGAAAAUAAUUUUAAUGUCAUAAACACAAGAAAUAAAACUAAAGACAUUUGAUUCAGUUUUCUGCAUGAACGGAAAAACAACGGCAAAUUCUAAAGUAAAAGAUCUAAAUUUAAUUUAAAAAUGCAAUCUCUGCAUUUCUAAAAAAUGUUAUUUGUGAGAGGUUUUUAAAGCAUGAAUGAAAUAUUUGUAUUUUAUUUAAAUUUUAAUGAAUGAAUUCUCAGUUGUUUGAUGUGUCAUUAAAUCCUCUUCGGUCUUCCGUACUCGACUAAAAAAAACAGUUCAGUUUU
Molecule: messenger RNA, 1109 nt
Organism: Nematolebias whitei (Rio pearlfish)
Lineage: Eukaryota; Metazoa; Chordata; Actinopteri; Cyprinodontiformes; Rivulidae
Gene: s100v2
Product: S100 calcium binding protein V2
Exons: 3
Coding region: 120-431 (103 amino acids)
Source: RefSeq, a predicted model, not a curated record